Messenger RNA from Lucilia cuprina (Australian sheep blowfly), 2859 nucleotides. RefSeq lists its product as uncharacterized. NCBI's taxonomy places the organism in Eukaryota, Metazoa, Arthropoda, Insecta, Diptera, Calliphoridae. The record is from RefSeq and is a predicted model, not a curated record. Gene Ontology annotation, molecular function: nucleic acid binding. The transcript has 2 exons. Gene Ontology annotation, biological process: DNA integration. The coding region runs from base 1581 to 2375 and encodes 264 amino acids.
UAUUCAGUUAAUUAUUUUUGUUAGGUCACCGCAUAAUAAUUACUAACAUUUUUAUUUUGUUUUGUUUAAAUUUUCCAUUUUUUAUUGUAUAUAAAUUUAUUCAUGUUUUUGGCUCACUGUUGCCUCUGUAAUUUGUCAUUAUUUUUUGCUCAUACUAACAACUGUACUUAUUUUUGGUAAUGACCCGUUAGUUUUUUAUUAUUUGUUUCUCACUCAAAUUAUUAUUACAAGCGUAUUGUUGUUGCUCUUAAAAAUGCAAUUUAUUUAUUUGGAGACUUAUUGCAUGUAUUUUGUUUUUGCAUAUUUUGAAUAUAAAUAAGUAAACAAGUUGAGUUGGUAUAUUGGAAGUGAGAAACAAAUAAUAGUACAACAGUGUAGCCCUUAUUUACAAAAUCAAUUGUUAGGCUUAAGAAAAUUAUUUUUAAAUAAAGAAAUCAUUGUCAUAGUUGAAUUCAAUCAAACAUCAUCGCUCUUUUCACUUGUCUCGGUACCAUGGUCGUUUUCUUCUGUUCUUAGGAAUUAAUCGCUGCCCAUCGAGCAUUCCAGCAACCUAUAGACAACAAUUCAAAGUAAACCGAAUUGCUCUAUAUCGUUGCCGGUGAAGAAAAAGCUCUUCAUCGUACAUUUUGGAGCCCAACGUGGGGCAAGUGAUUGAUCUCAAUCUUACUAAAUUUGUCGUUCUCGGUCCGUGGUAUAUUCUAAAAUUGUAGUUGAAGUACAAGUUAAAGUAAAAGUGUACGGUCGUAUUGUGAAGUGGAUAGUGACGUAUCAAACCCAAAUUGAAAAAUACGAUCCCGGGGACAAUGCUAGGCCCGAAAUCGAGGAUUUGUACAUCUCAGCCAAAAUGAAUAUCCAGUCGCAGCUUGGUGAAUAUGUUCAUAAUACAACAUUGUCCGAGUCCACCAUUUGUUUCCCAGCUCCCAGCCACAAAUUGCCUCAGCUGAAAUUGCCCACAUUUAGUGCACCAAGAAUUAGAAAAUGCUAAACUUUGUAUCGUUUUCAACAUCCAGAAACUACAUUUUCAAGAUGACAUAACUCGAGCUCUAAAGAAGAAAGAUCCCCAAGGUGCUCUAAAGUGUCUGAAACAUUUCCUAGAUUCGUCAAAUGGUUUCAACUUGCUCAAGGUCGGCGGACGCUUGGAGUACGCGGCUAUUUCUGAAGGUCAAAAACACCCCAUAAUCUUGUUACAUACGUCAUCUGCACAUCAGUUACAUACGUCAUCUGCACAUCAGUAACUACCACGCUGGACCCAAGGCUCUAAUGUCAUUGAUUCGCCAACAAUUUUGGAUCAUCAACUCUAGGAGUUUGUGUCGCAGCAUUGUAAAUUCGUGCCCUCAAUGCAUUCGCUCUCGCCCAAAGUUGUUGCAGCAAAUGAUGGGAAAUUUGCCUGUGGAACGACUUAACCCGUCAAGGCCCUUCGCAAGGUGUGCUGUCGAUUUUUGUGGUCCAGUCAACACCUACCUAAGAAUUACAGGAAAGGUCCCCUACAAGACAUACAUCGCUAUAUUUGUUUGUCUCGCUACCAAAGCUCUCCAUAUUGAAGUGGUAUCCGACCUGUCAACAUUGCUGCCCUAAAACGGAUGAUUGGUCGUAGAGGUCUGCCCGCAGAUAUAUUCUGUGAUAAUGCAACAAAUUUCGUUGGUGCUAACUCUAAGUUGGCCCAAUUAAAGUCGUUCCUUUUUGAGCCAAAAAAUUCAAAUUUUAUUACAAAUGAUUGCUCGAAUCAAUUUAUUAAUUUUCGAUUUAUUCCCCCUAGGGCACCACGUUUUGGCGGAUUGUGGGAGGCGGCCGUCAAAUCGGCCAAAGGUCACUUAACUAGAACCCUGGACAACACAAGGCUCACCUACGAAGAACUCGCAACGGCUAUGAUUGAGAUAGAGGCAGUUUUGAACUCGAGGCCCAUUUCGCCUCUAUCCUCAGAUCCCAGUGACUUUAAAGCUCUUACACCAGGCCACUUCUUGAUAGGCGCUCCCCUCCGUAGUUUGCCAGAACGUGAUGUCCCUACAAAUGAGAUUAACAAAAUUGAAUAUUGGGCCCGAAUAAGCGCCAUCAAGCAACAAUUCUGGAAAAAGUGGUCCCAUGAUUAUAUAAAUGAGCUCCAGACUCGCAACAAAUGGACUAGCUCUAACUCUAAUAUUGCUAAUAGUUCUCUAGUAAUCAUCAAAGAAGAUAAUUUACCCCCGCAGCGUUGGCGCGUGGCUAAAAUCAUCAAUAUUGUUCGUGGAAGAGAUGAUCAUGUUCGAGUUGUCGACAUUAAAACAACAAAAGGAGUUAUACGUCGCCCUAUCCACAGACUGGCUCUUCUAUUUUUAAAUUUUCCAUUCUUUAUUGUAUUUAAAUUUUUUCAUAUUUUUGGCUCACUGUUGCCUCUGUAAUUUGUCAUUAUUUUUUGCUCAUACUAACCACUGUACUUAUUUUUGGUAAUGACCCGUUAGUUUUUUAUUAUUUGUUUCUCACUCAAAUUCUUAUUACAAGCGUAUUGUUGUUGCUCUCAAAAAUUCAAUUUAUUUAUUUGGAGACUUAUUGCAUGUAUUUUGUUUUUGCAUAUUUUGAAUAUAAAUAAGUAAACAAGUUGAGUUGGUACAUUGGAAGUGAGAAACAAAUAAUAGUACAACAACAGUGUAGCCCUUAUUUACAAAAUCAAUUGUUAGGCUUAAGAAAAUUAGUUUUAAAUAAAGAAAUCAUUGUCAUAGUUGAAUUCAAUCAAACAUCGUCGCUCUUUUUACUUGUCUCGGUACCACGGUCGUUUUCUUUUGUUCUUAGGAAUUAAUCGCUGCCCAUCGAACAUUUCAGGAACCUAUAGACAACAAUUCAAAGUAAACCGAAUUGCUCUAUAUCGUUGCCGGUGAAGAAAAAGCU